Trifolium pratense (red clover) is the source of this 2287-nucleotide messenger RNA. RefSeq names its product cyclic nucleotide-gated ion channel 4-like. The coding region runs from base 105 to 2171 and encodes 688 amino acids. NCBI's taxonomy places the organism in Eukaryota, Viridiplantae, Streptophyta, Magnoliopsida, Fabales, Fabaceae. The record is from RefSeq and is a predicted model, not a curated record. The transcript is spliced from 8 exons.
AUCACUAAUUUCCUCUAUAUACAUACAUCCAUCUUCAAUAUAUAGCUAUAACACACUUCAAAAGCAAAAUCCAAAGAUCUCUCUAGCUUUUUCAUCCUCCAUCCAUGGCACCCUCACACAUGCAAAACUACUACUACAACACCACCGACGACGAAAACGACGUUGUUAACUACUACAACAAUGUCGUGUACGAGGACGAAAGCGAGGACGAGUAUCAGGAAGACGAAAAAGAAGAAAUUGAGGCCAAAACCAAAACCAGAACCAAAAACAACGACAUUGUUUUCAAUGGUUCAUCUUCAUCACGUUGUUCAUCAUUUUCAUUGAGUAGGGUAAUACUUGACCCGAGAGGAAAAUGGAUUGAAGAAUGGAACCGGAUAUUUCUAUUGGUAUGUGCAAUGGGUUUAUUUGUGGAUCCAUUAUUUUUCUACACGUUGUCUAUAAGUGACACGUGUAUGUGUCUGUUUAUUGACGGUUGGUUACUAGUUACCGUCACCGUUAUCCGUUGCAUGACGGACGCGUUACAUCUAUGGAAUAUUUGGUUACAGUUGUAUAUUGAGAAACGCUCCUCUUUUGGAUUUGUUCAUCGUACUACUCGUCCUCGUACUUCUUCUACACAUGUUUUUCCUUACUUCAAAUCUAAUAAGGGGUUUUUCUUUGAUAUCUUUGUCAUCCUCCCUCUUCCUCAGAUUGUGUUAUGGGUGACAAUUCCGUCUAUGUUAAAAGAAGGAUCAAUUACGCGGGUGAUGACUGUAUUGUUGACGAUGUUCCUCUUUCAAUACCUUCCUAAAAUUUUUCACUCUGUCAACUUUGUGCGUCGCAAACUCGCAGCUGGUUACAUUUUUGGAACAAUUUGGUGGGGAUUCGCUCUCAACAUGAUCGCUUAUUUUGUUGCUUCCCAUGCAGCAGGGGCAUGUUGGUAUUUAUUGGGACUUCAAAGGGGAAUGAAGUGUUUAGGAGAGCAAUGUGAGACAACAACAGGUUGUGGUUUAAGAACAAUGUGUUGCAAAGAACCAAUAUAUUAUGGAAGCUAUAGCAUGAUGAAGAAAUUAGAGAAAACAAGGUUGAUAUGGGCACAUAACAAAGAUGCAAGGUUUACAUGUUUAGAUACUGCUGAUAACUAUGAAUAUGGAGUUUAUGAAUGGAGUGUUCAACUUUUAACAAAUAAUAGUCGAUUGGAAAAGAUACUCCUCCCUAUCUUUUGGGGCUUAAUGACUCUUAGCACUUUUGGGAACCUCCAGAGCACAACAGAAAGGAUGGAAACCGUUUUCAAUAUUAUUGUGUUGACCAGUGGCCUCCUUCUAGUCACUAUGCUAAUCGGAAACAUCAAGGUAUUUUUACAUGCUACAACAUCCAAGAAACGAGAGAUGAAAUUGAAGAUGAAGAACAUUGAAUGGUGGAUGAACAAAAGACGCUUACCACAAGGACUCCGACAACGUGUUCGUAACUACGAGAGACAAUGUUGGGCUGCGAUGCGCGGGGUUGAUGAAUGCCAAUUGAUCAAAAACCUCCCCGAGGGUUUGAGAAGGGACAUCAAAUACCAUCUUUGUUUGGGUUUGGUGAGACAGGUGCCAUUAUUUCAGCAUAUGGAUGAAUUGGUGCUAGAGAACAUUUGUGACCGUGUCAAGUCCCUUGUAUUCACAAAGGGAGAAACACUAACAAGAGAAGGAGAUCCAGUUCAAAGAAUGCUAUUUGUAGUAAGGGGUCAUCUUCAAAGUACCCAAGUCCUAAGAGAUGGAGUAAAAAGUUGUUGCAUGUUAGGGCCAGGAAACUUUAGUGGUGAUGAGCUUCUAUCAUGGUGUUUAAGAAGGCCAUUUAUACCGCGCCUUCCGACAUCAUCAUCAACCUUGGUCACACUUGAAACAACAGAGGUAUUUGGACUUGAAGCUGAGGAUGUCAAAUAUGUGACACAACAUUUUAGGUACACAUUUACAAAGGAAAAUGUUAGGAGAAGUGUUAGAUAUUACUCACCUGGUUGGAGAACUUGGGCUGCUGUGGCAAUUCAGUUGGCUUGGAGAAGAUACAGACAUAGAUUGACUUUGACUUCGUUAUCUUUUAUUAGGCCUCGUAGACCUUUAUCAAGGUCUACAUCUAUGGAAGAGGAUAGACUUCGUCUGUAUACAGCUUUGUUAACCUCACCAAAGCCUAAUCAAGAUGAUUUUGACUCUUCAUAAUAUCAUGUUUGUGGAAAUGAUUAAUGUAUAGUAGUGAUGUAUAUGUAGAGUUUUGGUACAAUGGUUAUUUUUAUUUACUCUUUACAUUAUUGUACUUUUGAACUUUAUUUUAACCA